Messenger RNA from Paracoccidioides brasiliensis Pb18, 738 nucleotides. RefSeq lists its product as uncharacterized. The record is from RefSeq and is a predicted model, not a curated record. The transcript has 3 exons. The coding region runs from base 1 to 738 and encodes 245 amino acids.
AUGCCGCAAGACAGGGAAAGCCCUGGAGGUUCGUCUAGAAGUCCAGGGGUCAGGUCAAGCGUUGGAGAGACCUACGAUAUCACGGAGCGUCAAAGCAGCCCAAUUUCUGAAGACAACCAUAAUGAGGAUUUUUUGAUCGGACUUGAUGUUCGAAACGAACAGGAUUUAUUUGGAACGGGGGCACCAAACGAGAUUCGAGUUAACUGUGGAAUCUUUGCGCGCAACGCUAGAGCGCUUUACCAGGCUGAUGGAUCUUUGGAACUGUCUCCGGGUAGUGAGGACAGUUCCCAGGAAGGGUGGAGGAAUGAGCUGACGACAACCCAUCGUGCUAGCGCAGCUCAAUGGGCAGCAUCCAACAACGAUUACAGAGGUAGGCCCACGGCCCCCAGAACAUUCCUGCCUGGGGACUUUCAACAUUCGCGCCGACGUGACAGUUGGCGGCGAGGGUCAGGGGAUGCCUGGAACAGCGCUGCGAACGGUCCCUAUCACUUGAGUCAACGGAGGAACAGACGGAAUAGCCAAGUGAACGGUAUGUAUCACUCAAACGAGCGUCCCAGUCCCAAUGAACUCCAGCUUGAUGCAUCCCAAAAUGCUCCCGGAUCUGUGGGGUGGCAGCAGGGAUCGGCGAACACACGAAGCAGCCAGGGGAACGGAAACGAACAAUUUCCCAGCCUUACGACCAAUGUCGGUGCCAGCGACCAGAAUCCCAACGAUGAUUAUUUGGAACCAAGCAACUAA